CCUUGGCCCAUGGUCCCCACCUGCCCUCUCUGGAGCGUUCCUGCAGUUCCCUGCCAGGCCAUUGGUGUGGUUAGAGGUAGGAAGGACCAGUGGCUCCAUGCUGAGUCAGUCACAGCAUCCUAGAAGCUGUUGUCCCGGCUGACCCCGGGUUCUUCACAGCUCCACUCAUAUGCUCCAGUACCAGGCUUGGCGUGAUUGUCCCAGCCCCAGGCUGACCUACUGCAGCAUGGGCCCCCCUACCAGCAGAGCCCGGGAGAACCAAUGUCCUGCUGGAUAGCUGUUUGGUGGUGGAGGCUGAUGUGGACCAGUGCCAGCUAGGCAGGACACAGCCACAGAUAGCAUCACUCCAGGAGCUGCCCGAGAAGGAGGAGGUGGAGGAGGUAGAGGAGGAGGCCACCAGCUCAGCAGUCCCCAGGGCCACACCUCUGUCUGCCACCUUCUGGACCCAAUACCAUGGCUAAACCAGGCCUGAAUAUGGAGCUGAAUCGCUUGGUCCAGGACCAGCCACCUGGCCAGGAGGGCCCCAGGCCCGGCCCCCCAAACCCGGCCGAGCACCUCCCCAAUGUGCCCAGCUAUCAUCCUACAAUCACCCGCAUUCCUGUCCUGGUUUCCCGGAGGACAGCCUUGUCCAACUCCAGCUUCGCCAAGGGGACCAGGAGCUCCAUCCGUCGCCUGGUACCAGCCACGAAAGAGCACCCAGAGGUCCAGGUAGAAGACACGGAUGCUGACAGUCGCCCCCUCAUCCCAGAGGAGAAGUUACCUUCACCAGAGAGACCACCACCCUCUCCUACCAAAUCUGACACCCUCAGGGUCCCCGGCUCCGAUGCAGCAGCCCUCAGGAAGAAGCUACCUUCUCAUGAGGAUGAAGCUGAAGAGCUCAAGGCACUGUCGCCGGCUGAGUCCCCAGUGGUUGCCUGGUCAGACCCCACCACCCCACAGGAGGCUGAUGGCCAGGACCGGGCAGCCUCCACAGCCAGCCAGAACAGUGCCAUCAUCAAUGACCGGCUCCAGGAGCUGGUGAAGCUCUUCAAGGAGCGGACGGAGAAGGUGAAGGAGAAGCUCAUUGACCCCGACGUCACCUCUGAUGAGGAGAGCCCCAAGCCCUCCCCAGCCAAGAAGGCUCCAGAGCCAGCCCCAGCCCAGAAGCCCGCGGAGGCAGAGGCAGCAGAGGAGGAACACUACUGUGACAUGCUCUGCUGCAAGUUCAAGCGCAGGCCCUGGAAGAUGUACCGGUUCCCCCAGAGCAUCGACCCACUGACCAACCUCAUGUACAUCCUGUGGCUGUUCUUCGUGGUGAUGGCCUGGAACUGGAACUGCUGGCUGAUUCCUGUGCGAUGGGCCUUCCCGUACCAGCAGCCAGACAACAUCCACUUCUGGCUGCUGAUGGAUUACCUGUGUGACUUCAUCUACCUCCUGGACAUCACCAUGUUCCAGAUGCGCCUGCAGUUUGUCAAAGGCGGGGACAUCAUUACAGACAAAAAGGAGAUGCGCAAUAACUAUCUGAAGUCUCGCCGGUUUAAGAUGGACCUGCUCUGCCUCAUGCCCCUGGACUUUCUCUACUUGAAACUCGGAGUGAACCCUCUCCUUCGCCUGCCCCGCUGCCUGAAGUACAUGGCCUUCUUCGAGUUUAAUAACCGCUUGGAAGCCAUCCUCAGCAAAGCCUACGUCUACAGGGUCAUCAGGACCACGGCCUACCUGCUCUACAGUUUGCACCUCAACUCCUGUCUUUACUACUGGGCAUCGGCCUUCCAGGGCAUCGGUUCCACUCACUGGGUUUACGACGGCGUGGGGAACAGUUACAUCCGAUGCUAUUACUGGGCUGUGAAAACUCUCAUCACCAUUGGAGGACUGCCUGACCCCCAGACACUCUUUGAAAUUGUCUUCCAGCUGUUGAAUUAUUUCACAGGUGUCUUCGCUUUCUCUGUGAUGAUUGGACAGAUGAGAGAUGUGGUGGGGGCCGCCACAGCGGGGCAGACCUACUACCGCAGCUGCAUGGACAGUACCGUGAAGUACAUGAACUUCUACAAGAUCCCCAGGUCUGUGCAGAACCGUGUCAAGACCUGGUAUGAGUACACCUGGCAUUCACAAGGCAUGCUGGAUGAGUCAGAGCUGAUGGUGCAGCUCCCAGAUAAGAUGAGACUGGACCUGGCCAUCGAUGUAAACUACGACAUUGUCAGCAAAGUGGCGCUCUUCCAGGGCUGUGACCGGCAAAUGAUCUUCGACAUGCUCAAGCGCCUUCGCUCGGUGGUCUACCUGCCCAAUGACUAUGUGUGCAAGAAGGGGGAGAUUGGCCGAGAGAUGUACAUCAUCCAGGCGGGGCAGGUGCAGGUGCUGGGCGGCCCGGAUGGCAAGGCUGUGCUGGUGACACUCAAAGCCGGAUCGGUGUUUGGAGAGAUAAGCUUGCUGGCCGUAGGGGGUGGGAACCGGCGCACGGCCAAUGUGGUGGCCCAUGGGUUCACCAACCUUUUCAUUCUGGACAAGAAGGACUUGAAUGAAAUUUUGGUGCAUUAUCCUGAAUCUCAGAAGUUACUCCGGAAGAAGGCCAGGCGCAUGCUGAGAAACAACAACAAGCCGAAGGAAGAGAAGAGUGUGCUCAUCCUGCCCCCACGGGCGGGCACCCCGAAGCUCUUCAAUGCCGCCCUCGCUGCAGCAGGAAAGAUGGGUGCCAGGGGGGCCAAGGGUGGCAAGCUCGCCCACCUGAGAGCCCGGCUCAAGGAGCUGGCCGCACUGGAGGCGGCGGCCCGGCAGCAGCAGCUGCUGGAGCAGGCCAAGAGCUCGCAGGAUGCUGGGGGAGAGGAGGGCUCCGGAGCCUCGGACCAACCUGCGUCCCAGAAACCACCAGAACCGGAGAAGCCCCAAGAGCCCCCAGCGCCCCAGGAGCCCCCGGCCCCGCGCUCUCCACCGCCGGCCCCGGCCCCGGCCCCGGCCCCGGGGGAGCCCGAGGGAGGCACAGGGGAGGAGGCAGCUGCGCCCUCGGAGCCCUCGGUGAGGAUCCACGUCAGCCCCGGCCCGGAUCCCGGGGAGCAGACGCUGUCGGUGGAGAUGCUGGAGGAGAAGAAAGAGGAGGCCGAGUGAGGGGCCUGCAGUGCCUCGUGAUCCCCAUGAUCCCCAUCCCGGGUGGGCGCCCUGCUGUGAAACCACCCGCCUGGACAAGCUUCUUAGCCCAAGGGCACCUCCUCACAGGCCUGUUGUGGAAACCCUCAAAUUUCAUCAAAUGGUGGUGGUGUUCUUGAUCCGUGGAGCACACAUACACACACAUACACACACACACACACACACACACACAGAGUUGCUAUUUUCAAGAAGAAAACCGCCUUGCACUUUUAAAGGGUUUUAGGAGGGCAUAGAAGAGGGCUCCGACAUCAGCAGAGCUCUACUAGAAAAGUCGAGGGUUGGUGAUAUGGCAGGGUCCCCACCAGAACCCACCCUUGGUCUAAGUGAUAGGGAAGAACUGGAGUAGGGGCGCACACCUGCAAACCCAGUACUGGGGAGGCUGAGGCAGGAGGAUUCUUGGUUCAAGGUCAGCCCGGGCUGCAUAGUGAGAAUCUGCCUCAAAACAAGCCAAUAGCAAAACAGCGUGGGAGUUCCCAAGUUCCUGUAAGCAUCUGGAUCCCAGAGCAGUAAACACAGUCGUCUUCGGUGACGGCAGAGCAGGGGAUUGGGUACUCUGCACACUGCGGGUAAUGAUGAUUGGCAUUUUUAUCUUACCCUUUCCAAGUUCUGCUUAUUUUAGUAGGUGAUGACAUUCAAAGUUCUCGGUGCUAUUCCUGGCACUCAUCCUCCCUGGCCACUCUGGAGCCCCAAGUGACAACUGUAGGAAAAAAAAAACAAAACUAGUCAGUACUUAGAGAAUAUGCUUGUAGCUAGGCGUAGUGGAGCACUAGAGGCUGAGGCAGGAGAAUCACAAGUUUGAAGUCAGCCAGGGAUACCUGACAAUAUCCUAUCUGAAAAAGAGGGGAAUGCACUGGUUCAUUGGUGAUGACUACGGUCCCCUGUUCAGAUGUGUGGUGACAUUUCAGCCACUGUUCAUCAGUGAGCAUUUGGGUUGUUUCCAGUCUCACAUUAUUAAGGAUAACAUCGCAGGGCGUUGAGAGGUCGCAGUGGGUAGAGGCCCUUGCCACCCACCAUGAAAGCUUGAUGACAUGAAUCUCAGAAACCCCUGCGAAGGGGAAAAGAAUCAGCCCCACAAAGUUGUCUUCUGACCUCCACACAUACCUGUGGUGCACACACACACACACACACACACACACACACACACACACACACACGCACAUUCGAGAGCUCACAGUAAUAAAAUUUGUCUUGUACAGAA
Messenger RNA from Peromyscus californicus insignis, 4312 nucleotides. Its product is annotated as cyclic nucleotide-gated cation channel beta-1-like. Gene Ontology annotation, molecular function: protein-containing complex binding; cGMP binding; intracellularly cGMP-activated cation channel activity. The transcript has 21 exons. Lineage: Eukaryota; Metazoa; Chordata; Mammalia; Rodentia; Cricetidae. The coding region runs from base 454 to 3075 and encodes 873 amino acids. Gene Ontology annotation, cellular component: intracellular cyclic nucleotide activated cation channel complex; plasma membrane; photoreceptor outer segment. The record is from RefSeq and is a predicted model, not a curated record. Gene Ontology annotation, biological process: monoatomic cation transmembrane transport; retina homeostasis.